AUGGCUUGUCCACUACCAAGCAUUGAUCCCUUGUAUCAAGACCUCGACCAUGCCAGAAUCCAGUUUCUGGACCGCCUCGCCGAGGAUGACAGAAAUUCGUUUCAGGCUGUUGGCACUCCAACAGACUUGAACUCUGACGCUGUGCAAUUCUUGACGACGUUUCCAGGCCAUAAGAGAACUGCCAAAAAGAUGCUGCGCGGAGUAGCGGGACUGGUUGACGCCCUUGUACCCUAUUUCGAGGUGCUUGGGCUUAGUAUUCAACGGGUCACAGCAUAUGCAGCAGGGGUCUGGGGAUCUAUAUUCCUGAUACUCAAGAUGGCAAGCCGAUUUCCCACUUUGUUCGACAAGCUGGGCGAGUUGUUGCUGGAAGUGUCGACACGCAUUCCUCAAUAUCGAAACCUUCUAGAACGGGCGCAACUGGAUGCGUCUCUAUUUUGGCUGUUGACCGCGAGUGACAACCUGAACCGGUCGCUGCGACGGCUGUACCGUGAUCUCUUCCUUUUCUUCGGCGACGUGGGCAGAGUGUUUACCCAGAAAGACGAAAGUAUGCAGCCCUCCCAAGCUCUUCAAGUGGUACAUAACCCAAUAUAG
Molecule: messenger RNA, 591 nt
Organism: Cladophialophora immunda
Lineage: Eukaryota; Fungi; Ascomycota; Eurotiomycetes; Chaetothyriales; Herpotrichiellaceae
Exons: 2
Coding region: 1-591 (196 amino acids)
Source: RefSeq, a predicted model, not a curated record